AUGAAGAGUCUUAUCGGAUCAAAGAACUUCAUGUGCAGCCAGCACAAAGCGAAACGAACCCAUAGUGACGAUGCAAGCCUCAGCUUGAGCAGCUGGGCCGGUCUUGACGUGUCGCCGGAUCAUCAAAAGUCAGCGGAUCGCAUUGUUCACAGUCGUUCCAAUUCCGCCAACAAACGAUCGCAUCGAAAACCUGAACCAGUGGAAAGCAAUGACAAUGCUAGCAUUAGCCCCAGCAUCAGCAGUUGGGGUUGCAUUGACACGGACCGAGCUGGCGGCGAGCGCCUCCAUUCGAGUGAUAGUAACAUUGACUACUACACCCAUUGCGACACGCAUCCCUCCUCUUUCGAUAUCAGUACCAAGCAGGUCGACAACGGCUGGAGCAAACCAAUACAUUCCAGAGACAGCAGCUGGGGCAACAUGGACGUCGAGUUCAUGGGCAACAUUGCCGAACAGCGAGAACGGGUAGCCCGGGGCUUGCUGGAACAACAUCGAAGCAGGAAAAUGAAGACCCCCAUUGGAGGGACGGAAACGAAGAGGAAGCCUCCUCUGCGUUCUUCUUCCAAAACGCAAACGACCCUAUUAUCCAAGCCGCCUCGAUGGACCCAAGGAGGAGGAGUGACAGUCUCCAAACGGAAUAAACGGCAAGGUGAAGGUAGUAGGAUCAACGCACGCUCCUUUGUUGUUGGACGUAAUACGGCGCACUGA
Seminavis robusta is the source of this 705-nucleotide messenger RNA. Lineage: Eukaryota; Bacillariophyta; Bacillariophyceae; Naviculales; Naviculaceae. The record is from the annotation of a GenBank genome assembly.